Molecule: messenger RNA, 1053 nt
Organism: Ambispora leptoticha
Lineage: Eukaryota; Fungi; Glomeromycota; Glomeromycetes; Archaeosporales; Ambisporaceae
Source: the annotation of a GenBank genome assembly
AUGGUACCAACUUCUAUGCACGCACUGCAAAUAAAAAAUUACGGACCACCAUCCGUACUCGAGUACGUCGAGACAAAAACACCAGAAGCACCCCAAAAAACACAAGUUUUGGUAAAAAUUGCCGCAGCUGGUGUUAAUCCGUCUGAAUACAUAAUCAGACGAGGGGACGUAUCAGCGGUUAAAAAGAAGACGUUUCCAGCGUUUAUUGGGGCCGAUUAUUCGGGAACUAUUGUUGCAAAAGGAGAUGACGUUACCGAUUUUGAUGUAGGUGAUGAGGUUUUUGGGUCAAUUGCCGAUGUAUUUUCAGGAAGAGGAACCUAUGCAGAGUAUGUUUUGAUUGAAACAAAACAAGAUGCUAUAGCAAAAAAGCCUUCAAAUAUUAGUCACGAAGAAGCAGCCGGCGUUGGUAUGGCAUUUAUAACGGCCUACAGCGCACUAAUACUCGGAACAAACCUAAAAAUUGAUGACGCAGCAAAAUCAUUAAAUCAAAAGAUCCUAAUAAUCGGAGCAUCAGGCGGCAUCGGCCACUACGCAAUACAAAUAGGAAAAAACAUUUGCCACGCACACGUAACAGCAAUAAACUCGUCAAAAAAUACCGACUUCGUAAAAAGUCUCGGAGCAGAUCGCGUAAUAGAUUACAACACCACCCCAGACUUUACACAAGCCCUUCUCCAGGAAGAAGGGCAGGAAUCAUUUGACGUGGUGCUUGAUUGUGUAGGCGGAGAUGAAUACUACCAGAAAUCAAUUCUAUUAUUGAAAAAAUCGGGGAUCUUUUCGACAGUUGUUGGCCCGCAUAUUUCUGAUGGUUAUAUGGGGUACGGGACAAUAUUGUCAAUUAUUGGACAUAUUUUAUAUAACAAGUUGCUUGGAAAAAGAUCGUACCAUAUGGCUUUAGCGAAUUCGCAUUCCAAGUUUCCGGAGUUUGUUGGGUAUUUUGAGAGAAAAGAGAUUGUUACAAAAAUUGGUUCGAAAUUUGAGUUGAAGGAUGGCGCAAAAGCUCACGAAUUGAGUGAAUCGCGUCGCGCUGUUGGAAAGAUUAUUUUGGCUGUUUAA